CUUUGCUGGCUUUCGACAAGUAGGGUUUUUUUCGGAAUCUAUUAUCAGAGAAGAUAAAAGGGUCGUCCCUUCGACGAGCGUAAGAACACCCAAAUUGAAUAAGAAAGAAGCAGCAGAGGACUCGAUUCGGGAGUUUACAGUGCGUCGAAGCCAUGGGAAGAGGAAAGUUCAAGGGAAAGCCCACUGGUCGACGCCAAUUCUCCACUCCCGAAGAGAUGCUUGCUGGUACAUCAACUCGACCUCGCACAUUUAAACGGGAAGAAGCUGAAGUAGAAGAGGAAGAGAAUUCUGAAGAAGAAUCUGAAGAGGAGUCCCAGGAUGAAAAUGAAAAGAGGAAAGGCACCCAAGGUAUUAUUGAGAUUGAUAAUCCUAAUUUGGCAAAGCCAAAGACAUUGAAAGCUAGAGAUAUUGAUAUUGAGAAAACGACUGAACUUUCAAGACGUGAGAGAGAAGAAAUAGAGAAACAGAAAGCUCAUGAAAGAUAUAUGAGGCUGCAAGAACAAGGAAAAACAGAGCAAGCAAGGAAAGAUUUAGAGCGUUUAGCCCUCAUACGGCAACAAAGGGCAGAGGCUGCGAAAAAGCGAGAAGAAGAGAAAGCUGCCAAAGAACAGAAGAAGGUAGAAGCUCGCAAAUGAUCAUGACAGGUGCCGUAAGUUAUUCUAUGGAACAAGUACUUCCUAUGAGAAGUAUGUGUUAAAAAUUUGGAUUGUAUCAAGGAUUAUUAUUAUUCCCAUGUUGGUACGAUGAAAACUAAUUUCCCCUAUUUUCAUGUUAUUGCGUCUUAUAUAAGAAAUGGAAUUUGAAUACUCUUAAUCACAA
Molecule: messenger RNA, 819 nt
Organism: Cornus florida
Lineage: Eukaryota; Viridiplantae; Streptophyta; Magnoliopsida; Cornales; Cornaceae
Exons: 8
Coding region: 153-635 (160 amino acids)
Cellular component (GO): cytosol
Molecular function (GO): RNA binding
Source: RefSeq, a predicted model, not a curated record